AUGAAGUCAGAGAACACCCACAAGCUGGGGAUUGCCACCGUCUCAUUGGGCUGGCACCCAUCCCAUACGAUUGAGCGCAAGAUUGACAGUAUAGCCAAUCAAGGGUAUCUAGGGGUAGAGAUCUAUCACCCCGACCUGGUCACAUUCGCAGAACAAAACGGAUUGGCACAUUUGCAAGCUGCUUCCAAGAUAGGAGAUCUUUGUCGAGCCAGGGGUAUUCAGGUCAUCGCGCUGCAACCACUCUUCGAUUUCGCGGGAGUUCUCACACCAUUGGAAGAUCGACUCGAAUCUGCGCGUCAGUAUGUUCGCUUGGCCCGCGCCUUGGGAGCCGGUAUCAUUCAAGUCCCAAGUACGUACGAACCAAAUUCUAUUGGUGAUGAGAACACCAUUGUCGAAGAACUCCGAGCGCUAGCCGACGUCGGCAAAGAGGAGAUUCUCGAAUCUCCGUCAUCUGAAGCAAUUUUAUUUGCAUACGAAACUCUGGCAUGGGGUGUUCAUCAUGCCUCAUUGGAUGACGCGGUCAGGAUCGUCAAUCUCGUGGAUCGGGAGAAUUUUGGACUCUGUCUGGACACGUAUCAUGUCCUGGCCAGGACUUGGGCAGACCCACACUCCGCCAACACCGGGUCUGGUAUCAUUCCAGGAGGGGUCGCUGCCCUUCACGCUACGCUACAACGCUUCAAAGAACAGUGUCCUGUGGAAAAGAUCUUCUAUGUCCAGCUGAGUGAUGCUGAAAGAUUGCAACAGCCUCUUUCCCUGGGUCAUCCAGGCUAUAAGUCAGAAUGGGCUCAUUGGGAUGCGACCAUGCACUGGUGUGUCUGGGGAAGAUUAUUCCCAUUUGAAUCAGAGUUUGGCGCUUAUUUUCCAAUGGAUGAGAUUCUCCGCCUCUGGCUGAAAGAGAAAAUGUGGCAAGGAUGGGUGAGUAUGGAGAUUUUCCACCGCGAUAUGGAUAAGGAGUCGGUGGGUCCGGAGGUGCUUGCGGAGAGGGGCUACAAAUCGUGGUUGAAAAUCAAAGAUCGCAUUGGUCUAGACUAG
This is a messenger RNA of Exophiala bonariae, 1032 nucleotides long. RefSeq lists its product as uncharacterized. The record is from RefSeq and is a predicted model, not a curated record. NCBI's taxonomy places the organism in Eukaryota, Fungi, Ascomycota, Eurotiomycetes, Chaetothyriales, Herpotrichiellaceae. The coding region runs from base 1 to 1032 and encodes 343 amino acids. The transcript has a single exon.